AUGGCAUCUUCCGCUUCUUCCACGCCGCCGCCUGCCAUCCCCGCGGGGAUGGAGAACUUUGUGGUCGGACUGAUUGGCAUGGGCGACAUGGGCAGGAUGUAUGCCGAGAGGCUAUCUGCCGCUGGCUGGAGCGUCGAAGCCGCCGUCAUCGACCGUGUGAUUGCGCAGUAUGGCCCAUCAACCAAGAUGGGCGCCAUCGUUGGCGGCCAGACGUCCUGCAAGUCACCCGAGAUUGCAGCCUUUGAGGCGUACCUGCCGCAGGACGUGUCCAUCGUCUCGUGCCACUCGCUGCACGGGCCCGGAGUCGAUCCCCACAAUCAACCGCUGGUGCUCAUCCAGCACAGGGCGCCGGACGCGGCGCUGCACAAGGUGGAGGCGGUGCUGGGCUGCCUGCGGUCCAAGUUUGUGUACCUGACGGCGCUUGAGCACGACCGCAUCACGGCGGACACGCAGGCGGUGACGCACGCGGCGUUCCUGUCCAUGGGCAAGGCGUGGCACGCGAACCGGCAGUUCCCGUGGGAGCUGAGCCGGUACGUCGGGGGCAUCGAGAACGUCAAGGUCAACAUCAUGCUGCGCAUCUACAGCCAGAAGUGGCACGUGUACGCGGGGCUGGCGAUCCUCAACCCGGAGGCGCGCAAGCAGGUGGCGCAGUACGCGACGAGCGUGACGGCGCUGUACAAGCUGAUGCUGGAGGGCAACCUCGAGGGCCUGCGGGAGCGCAUGUACCGGGCGCGGGACCGGGUGUUCGGGGCGUCGGUGACGUGGGACUCGCGGCCGCUCAUCGAGCCGUCGAUCCUGUCGUCGUUUUCGCUGGGGACGCCGACGGACGCGCCGCCGCGGCCCAACAACCACCUGUCGCUGCUGGCCAUGGUGGACUGCUGGUCGGAGCUGGGCAUCGUGCCGUACGAGCACAUGCUGUGCAGCACGCCGCUGUUCCGGCUGCGGCUGGGCGUGACGGAGCACCUGUUCCGCAACGCGGCGCUGCUGGACGAGGCGCUGGUGACGGCCGUCGAGGAUAAGACGUACCGCAGCGACGACCUCGAGUUUACGUUUGCGGCGCGGGGGUGGGCCGAGUGCGUGACGCUGGGCCACUUUGAGACUUGGGAGAAGCGCUUCGUGAGCACGCAGGAGUUUUUCGAGCCGCGCUUCGCCGAGGCCAAGGUGGUGGGCGACCAGAUGAUGAAGAAGGUGCUCGAGGGGGCGAGGGAAGGGGGUGGUGGUGGUGGAUAG
Molecule: messenger RNA, 1230 nt
Organism: Purpureocillium lilacinum
Lineage: Eukaryota; Fungi; Ascomycota; Sordariomycetes; Hypocreales; Ophiocordycipitaceae
Source: RefSeq, a predicted model, not a curated record